Messenger RNA from Lucilia cuprina (Australian sheep blowfly), 3257 nucleotides. RefSeq lists its product as uncharacterized. The coding region runs from base 201 to 1448 and encodes 415 amino acids. The transcript has a single exon. Lineage: Eukaryota; Metazoa; Arthropoda; Insecta; Diptera; Calliphoridae. The record is from RefSeq and is a predicted model, not a curated record.
UCAACUGACAGUUUAUCAAUAACAAUACAAAGCCUCUGCACACAUACAACAUUUGCAUUUGUUUUUAUUUUCCAUCCAAAAAGUAAACAAAUUAAUUUCAUAAUUUAUGACAAAACCUAAAAGCAAAUUUUCAGUUUAACCACAAAAGGUGUUAAAAAGUAACGGUUAUUAACAAACGAAUUCAAAAACGCAAUUUCAAAAUGAUGGAUAAAUUUCUACCGCAAGUAGCAGCAGUAAGUGCACAACAACAACAACAAGCAGCACAAACUCAGUCCUCAAAAUCGUUUAGUGUUUCGGAAGAACAUCGUCACUAUUUAAAAGUAUUCAUACAAACCUAUCACAAUUUGCCAAUUCUAUGGGAUACUUCUCUGCGAGACUAUACGAAUCGUGAUAAAAGGGCCGAUGCCUAUCAAACCUUGGUUCCCAUUUAUAGAUAUUUAAAGAGGGAUGCAACUUUGGAGGAUGUUAAAAAGAAAAUAAACACUUUACGCACUAACUAUCGCAAGGAGUUGAAAGUAGUGGAGGCAGCCCGCAAGCAGGGCAACCAUUAUCAACCUAGAUGCUGGACAUUUUAUGAAUUAGAUUUUCUGCGUAAUGCUGAAAAAUUUUUGGCCAUCGAUACUUCAAUUAUAAAACAUGAAACCUCCACAUCGUCGACAACACCUUCGGCCUAUAAUAGCUUUAGUGAGUCUGCUCAUGCGGGACAUUUUCUGGAUAAUGCUCCCUAUGGUUAUCUAAUGGGCAAAGGUAAUACCUCACCCAUGAGUAUAACGGAAAUGUUUCAUAAAUCAUUUGGUCAACAAAACAACAACAACCAACAGCAAAGAGUAGAAACAAAUGGCAAUCACACCACACCAUCCUUAGGUUUACCGGGUGGUAUACAAUCACAUCUUAGUACACCCAAUAAUACAACGCCAUAUCAAACACCAACAGCGGCAGUAUCCGCUAAUGCUAACAAACGCUUAAAGACAACCACACCCUCUUCGCCACCCGAUGAAAUGCUCAAUAUGGCCUGUGAUUAUUUGUCCUCCACCUAUCCCGAAGAGGAAUCUAUAGCACGCACCUGGACCUAUAAAUUAAAAAGAUUACCCAGAGAUCAGCGCCUAUUAGCCGAGAAAUUUAUUAACGAUAUUCUCUUCGAAGCUGAAUCAGGCAGUUUACAUCGUGGCUCUAUGCAGCUAAAUGCCUUAGAACCAUAUGUCCGUUUUGAGGAAUCCCAAAAUGACGAUAGUAGUCAGGAGAAGCCACAAAGUCCAAAUGUUUUGCCCAAUAAUACAACAAGUACAAAUACAGCACAGUCUUUGGAACCAACCCCCAAUGAGACGAACACUACACAUCAUUCUCCUUUAGCCGUAGGAAAUAUGCUAAUAAAUGAUGGUUCUACGGCCAGUGCCUCAAAUGAUACGGAUAAUAGUAGAAAUACUAGCGCUUUUAGCAGUUACAAUUGAUUAAAGAAGGAAUUAUUUUGUAAGAGAUAAGAAUGUGGUCUUGAAUCUUUGAAAGAUUUGUUAUGGGCAUGGCUUGAUGUUUAAAAAUUUAUAUUUUUUGGAAAUAUAACUUGUGAGCUACUGUUGCAAUAUUCUAUUUUUAAUUAUUUUUUUUUAAAUAUAAAGUUUAACUUUAAAGUUUCUUUUGUGUAAAACUAAAUAUUACGUUAAGAAUUUAUAGCCUAAAGUACAUGUAUGUUAGGUUACACCAGAUAUUUGGUGCAGUAAUAAUAAAAAGAAGUAGAUUUACAAAAACAAAAUUUUCUUUAAAAUAUACAAUUGUAAUCUUUUGGUACAAUACGGUCUUUAAAAGUGCAAUGGUACAAAAAUAACUCAUUUGAGAUUUAUUUCUAAUGUCCAGUCAGGUCUAUUGACGUGUCUAUAAUUUGGUCGGUUGACCUUCUAGCCAGGCAAUUGGCUAUGACAACCAGAUUGAGUGCAACUGGCAAAUGGAAGCAGUACCCUAAAAGUCAUGCUAGGUAUCUCAGAUAUCUCAUACCAAGUAAUCAAUAUAAUGUAUUGUAUUCCGAUAUCGUAUCUAGUGAGAAAGUUCCGAUAUCAUAUCUCUUCGGAUUCUUAGGAAUCUCUCCUUCCGCCAAAUAAUUGUUUACCAGUGUACACAGAAGGAUCCAAGACGGCGAAAGGAGUUGGCAAUUCCAUUGAUGAAAUUGGAACGAAAAUUUCCUUCCGACUUAAUGAUGAAUGGUGGCUCCUUCAGGCUGAAAUAUCGGCGAUGAAGAGGACGUUAAAUUGGCUAACUGUCGGAUAUCUAAUAUCAUAAUUUAUACCCAUAGUGAAGCUGCUAUUAAAUCCCUAAUUGGUGUGUUUUCCACAUCCAAACUUGUCCAUGAAUGCCGGACGACUCUAUAUGAGAUGGCGAACAACAUCAUAAUUUGGAUAAAGAGACACCGGAUUUCGUAUGGCAAUAGCAUUGCUGACUCCUUGGCAAGAGCUGGCACCAUGCUUAGCAGACUGGAAAUAGACCAGUUUUGCGGUAUUCCACUACUUACAAUAAAGAAGCAGAUUACUGAAUACUGCCUGUGUAUUGCUCGCGACAAAUGCUCACGAGAGCACACGUGCUCAACAGCUAAAGCGCUGUGGCCACAAAUGGAUCCAUACAGGUCUAAAUAUAUUCUUGGUCUUCAAAGACUGCAGCUAAGUAGGCUGAUAUCGGUUAUCACUGUAAAUUUGGUAAUCAUGCUAGACGCAUUGUUCUUUCGUUCAUUGAUUACUGCAGAAGUUUGUAAAACGAGGAUGAAGAAGAAACUGUUACUCAUAUUCUCAGCGAGUGUCCUGCUCUGGCGGAGGCCACACUUCGGACGUUUGGAUCGACAUACUUUGGUGAUCAGUCCGAUUUGGUGAAUAUUCAAUUAUAACGUCUCAAAGAUUUCAUUAAUCUGACAAAAUGACUGUGAAUCCAAUAUUCAUACUUUUUCAUCCAUGGCAACUGGCCUAGUGUCUUUUCUCUAUCUAAAAAUCUUACUGCUAUUCUCACUUCUCAUUACCAACGUCUCCAUUUCCACUUUUCCCUAUAUCUUUCUUUCUUCUCUUAAAGGUAUUAUUACAAAGGUAUCAUCAUGGACCCAAGUAAAGCCGAAACGGCUACCUGUGAUAACCUAUCCUAACCUAUUAGACUGCAAAUUUAUAAUUCCAUUUGUCAUCACCGAUAUACUACUUAAAGUCGAGUAUAUACAAUAUAAACAAUAUUCAAACUUACCAAUGAAAAGAUCGGAGCUGUUUACAUAAGAAACAAUUGUAAAAGGAACGAUU